This is a messenger RNA of Xylaria bambusicola, 2099 nucleotides long. RefSeq lists its product as uncharacterized. Gene Ontology annotation, cellular component: mitochondrial inner membrane. Gene Ontology annotation, biological process: protein insertion into mitochondrial inner membrane from matrix; mitochondrial respiratory chain complex IV assembly. The transcript is spliced from 3 exons. Gene Ontology annotation, molecular function: membrane insertase activity. The coding region runs from base 431 to 1945 and encodes 504 amino acids. Lineage: Eukaryota; Fungi; Ascomycota; Sordariomycetes; Xylariales; Xylariaceae. The record is from RefSeq and is a predicted model, not a curated record.
AGUGUGUCUCAGUCACUAGACCACUUGGUUCGAUAUGAAUGUGUAUACCUCUUGUAUGUGUGCCAACAUAGUUAGGUGUGAGACAGGCCAAUUGAUUGAUAGAUAGAGGUGGCUUUUGGAGCAGGCUUCAUCUUCUGGACACAAAUUAUGUCUGUCUAUCGGAUGGCAACCUUUUCAUACAUACAAAUAGGUACAUUCUCUUGCCUAGGCCGGGGAGGUACCCGUGUACAUCGGGUCCAUCCAUCCGGGCCCUGGUCGGGACCGGGGGUUGAGGACUUCAAUAAAUAGUGUCCUUCAGUUGAUGCAUAUCGCUCUGCGCAUAACAGCUAUCAUAAAAAUAAUUUCAGAGACUGGGACCUACAAAUGAUUGCGAGGAUAUGUAACUUCGAGGCUUGUCGCGACUCGGGCCGGCGACAACACAUCGCUCACAAUGCUUCCGAGUAGAGGGCUCGCGAGAAACCCGGCCAUUGCGCUGAGGUAUGCAUCAACGGGCUGGGCAAAGCCCACGAGGAUAACAUCCACCCGACAAUUCUCUCAGGCGCGCUCGCAGUCGUCUGUGCUAGCGAGACAUGGCCAGAUAUCGCCCUCGAUAACGGCGGUCAGGUCUGGUGCCACUAUAGGCAUAGCAUCCAGCGUCUUUGCCCAGCGUUCUGGUGCCACAAGAAACCUCUCUCUAUGGCCAUCCUCGCUAUGGCCGUUCUAUUCGAAGCCGCAGACCUCUUCUCCCGAGACGGUCGAGCCGCCGCAACCGCCGCCAUCAGAGCCACCUGCUGCUGCCGCUCAAUCACCUCUGGCCGAGACAUCGCCCUCGCCGUUCACGCCAGAUGAGCCUGCGAGCAACUCCACCCCCGAUCUCAGCCAGCUCACCGAAGACAUCCUCCGCGAAUUCGACCCCCAAUCUUUCGUCGACGUCCCCCAACACAUCGGCUUCCUGAGUGAAAUGGGUCUCGACUUCGGCUGGGGUACCACGACCCUCAUUGAACGGCUUUUGGAGUUUGUUCACAUCUACAGCGGCAUGCCCUGGUGGGGCUCCAUCGCUGCUGUCGCCGUCCUCUUCCGCCUUGCCGUGUUCUAUCCCACCUUAGUCGGAGCGAAGCACUCGGCGAAACUGCAGAAGGUUCAGGCCAAUCCGGAAUUCAAGAAGGCUUACGCCGAAAUGCAAGAGGCUGCUUACCGCACUAAAGAUCGUCAGGCCAUGAUGGUGGCCCGCAGCCACAUGAACCGUAUAAAGUCGGAGACCGGUGCAUCCGCCUGGAAACCCUUCAUCGGCCUCGCCGCUAUCCCUUUUAGUUUCGGCAUGUUCCGUUUAAUUCGGGGCAUGGCCAACAUCCCCGUACCUGGUAUGGAGACGGGAGGUUUGGCCUGGUUUACCGACCUAACCGUCCAUGAUCCCUUCUUCAUUUUGCCCAUCGCUGGAGUUGGUCUUGGUUCGCUCACGCUCAUCUUCACGCAACGCGCCAACGUAGCUCAGCCUACCUCUAUGCAGCACAGUAUGAUGCAGGGCAUGAAGUACAUCCUACCGCCUCUCAUGUUCGUAGGUACCGCUUGGCUACCCGCGGGCUUGCAAUGGUUCUUCCUCUGGGUAUCCGCAGGCACCGUCAUACAAGGGCAAGCAACACUCAACCCAACUCUCCGUCGAUGGGUCGGUCUCGAUCCCCUUCUCAACACCAAUAAUGCUCCAGCUGUCCGCGGUGCUUCCACAUUUCCACCGGGUGCCGGCAUCCAAUACCAGAGUCCUUCCACGAGAAGUAGUCUCAAAUCUGGUUUUCGGGAUGGCAUAGCAUCAGCGACUAAGAGCUUCAAAGAAGCUACGGGUGCGACUGAGGAGAGGCAGAAGUGGCAAAAAGCCGACGAAUACGAGGACAAGCGUGCCCUGGAGGAGAAACAGAAAGCCUUUCGACGAAUGGAGGAAGUCCGUCGACGCCGUGCCGAGCGACAGCAUUGAAAAGUCAACCGAAUUAUCAUUUUCGUGACAUGCUGUGGUGUGGCGCAGCUCUUCAUUACCAGCUACCUUGCCCUCUAACUAACUUAGACUCCCCUACUUGUAAGAUAAGUAUAUAUGAUAGAUACCAACUUCUCUGGGCUGGGCUUCUAGCUUG